Messenger RNA from Conger conger (European conger), 8245 nucleotides. Its product is annotated as signal-induced proliferation-associated 1-like protein 1. Gene Ontology annotation, biological process: activation of GTPase activity; regulation of small GTPase mediated signal transduction. Bases 491 to 5761 code for a protein of 1756 amino acids. Gene Ontology annotation, molecular function: GTPase activator activity; protein binding. The record is from RefSeq and is a predicted model, not a curated record. Lineage: Eukaryota; Metazoa; Chordata; Actinopteri; Anguilliformes; Congridae. The transcript has 22 exons. Gene Ontology annotation, cellular component: cytoplasm.
UGCAUUGCUAGGCGGAGCUGCAACUUUGAGCGAAACUUCUGAGUUACAACUGGAACGGAGACGCUGACUGGAAUUAAAAAGACUUUUACAGGUGAGGGAGUAAACUAUUUGCGGAUUUUACUUGGUAGCUGUGUUCAGAGGUAAAAGAAGACGGACUCCCAUUCCUUUGUUUUUACCCGACAAAACUAUUCAUUGAAAUAGGGAAAGAAGAACUACUUGGAAAUUGUUCAUGAAAGGAAAAACGAUAGAGGCAAAAGAAAAGGUCCAUCGGAGUUGAGGACCAGAGGAGCCCGAAACAAGGCAGAGAAAUCCUUGCUCCAGGUGUCCCUGUGUGAAAUGAGAGUGCAGCGGGCGUGUCCGGGUCAGUGAGAGGUCAGAGCGUCUGGAGGGACAGCAUGCGGGUCUGAGUGCAGCCCGGAUCCAGCGGCCGGGAGGGAGCCAGCGGCCUGGCCUCGGUCCCCGCGGAGGCAUGCUCCGCUGCUGAGGGACCAUGACCAGCUUGAAGCGUUCGCAGACCGAGCGGAGCGUCGGGGGGUCGGUCCCCGCCACCGACGAGUUCUACACCCGCCGCCUGCCCAACGGCGGGGCCCCGCCCUCCCGCAGCGAGAGCGCCCACCUCUCCGCCGGCGCGCCGGGCGUGCCCAAAAUGGGGGUCCGGGCGCGCGUGGCCGACUGGCCCCCCAGGAAGGACGGCGGGGCCGUGUGGCACGUGGCCUUGGACAUGGACACCCCGAGCCCCGUCCCUGGCACGGGACAGGCCAACCCGUCCAACAGACUGGGCCACCUGAUGAGCCCGCAGGACUCCAACAUGCUACGCAACAUCCACAACACCCUCAAAAGCAAGGCCCAGGCCGCGGCCGCUGAGGCCUCCACGGGCCACGACAGCCGAUACCUGUCCCCCGACGACCAGCGAGGCUCCUCCCGCAGGGCCCCGCGACGGAACCGCCAGCGCAGCAACAGCGACAUCACCCUCAGCGAGCUCGACGGAGGCAGCGACGGCGGGGAGGACUGGGGCUCCCCCGGGUGCAAGUGGUCCCCCAUCCACCGGGAGUACGGCAGCACGUCCUCCAUCGACAAGCACGGCCCCUCCGGGGAGAGCUUCUUCGACAUGCUCAAAGGCUACCAGGGCGACAAGCCCGACCAGCGCAGCCCGGCCCCCGACCGGCUGGGCGACCUGCUGACCAUCAGCCACAAGCAGGCGGCGUACGACCUGCCGGACGGGCCCGCGGGGGGGCGCCGGAGCAGCCCCUCCAGCCGCCUGAAGGAGCGAGACAAGCCCCUGAAGAGACGGUCGAAAUCGGAGACGGGCGGCGACUCCAUAUUCCGGAAGUUGCGGAGCGGCAGGGCGGAGGGCGACUCCUCCCGGGCGGGGUCCGACGCGGAGGACGGGCGGUCGGAAGACGGGGGGCCCCCUCCCAAACCCUGGGCCUGCCAGAAGGGCUUCGCCCACUUCGACGUGCAGAGCAUCAUGUUCGACCUGAACGAGGUGGCGCACAGCCGGCAGACCUCGGCCAAACUGAGGAACACCACCACGGGGGCCUCGGCCGCCGCGGCUGCCUCUGCCUCCUCCUCGCUCUCCUCCACCCACAGCGCCCCCUACAGCUCGCCCUGUGGCAGCCAGGAGGAGCUCAGCGCCAAGGACGGCGCGGGGCUGGACGCCGGCGACGACAAGUGCAACGAGCUGGUGCUCAACUGCCCCUGCUUCCGCAACGAGAUCGGGGGCGAGGGCGAGCGCAAGAUCAGCCUGUCCAAGCUGGGCAGCAUCGGCAGCGGGGGCUCCGCCGCCCUGGGGGCUGAUGGGAACCCCUUCGAGUCGUCUCUCAGCACCCACUGCACCAACGCCGGCGUGGCCGUGCUGGAGGUGCCCAAGGACAGCCAGGGCAUGCACAUGGACCGGGGCAAGCGCUACAUCGUGGAACACGUCGACCUGGGGGCCUAUUACUACAGGAAGUACUUCUACCUGAGAGAGCACUGGAACUACUUUGGGGUGGACGAGACUCUGGGCCCCGUGGCAGUCAGCCUGCGCAGGGAGAAACUGGACGACCACAAGGACCACGGCCCGCAGUACAACUACCGGGUCAUCUUCCGCACCAGCGAGCUGACCACGUUGAGGGGCUCCAUUCUGGAGGACGGCGUGCCCUCCACCUCCAAACACGGCUCGGCCCGCGGGCUGCCCCUGAAGGAGGUGCUGGAGUACCUGGUGCCCGAGCUCAGCGCACACUGCCUGCGGCUCGCCCUCAACACGCCCAAGGUCACCGAGCAGCUGAUGAAGCUGGACGAGCAGGGGCUGAGCUUCCAGCUGAAGGUGGGGAUGAUGUACUGCCAGGCUGGCCAGAGCAGCGAGGAGGAGAUGUACAACAACGAGGCGGCUGGCCCCGCCCUGGAGGAGUUCCUGCAGCUGCUGGGGGAGCGCGUGCGGCUCAAGGGCUUCGCCAAGUACCGCGCCCAGCUGGACACCAAGACGGAUUCCACCGGAACCCACUCGCUGUACACCAACUACAAGGACUAUGAGAUCAUGUUCCACGUGUCCACUAUGCUACCCUACACUCCCAACAACAAGCAACAGUUGCUAAGGAAACGGCACAUCGGGAACGACAUCGUGACCAUCGUGUUCCAGGAACCAGGAGCACUGCCCUUCACGCCCAAAAAUAUCCGCUCGCAUUUCCAGCACGUCUUUGUCAUUGUGCGUGUGCACAACCCCUGCUCCGACAACACCUGCUACAGCGUGGCUGUCGCUCGGUCCAGAGACGUGCCCUCUUUCGGGCCCCCCAUCCCCAAGGGCGUGACCUUCCCCAAGUCCACCGUCUUCCGGGACUUUCUGCUGGCCAAGGUGAUCAACGCGGAGAACGCCGCCCACAAGUCGGAGAAGUUCCGCGCCAUGGCGACGCGCACGCGGCAGGAGUACCUGCGCGACCUGGCGGAGCGUCACGUGACCAGCACCCCCAUCGACCCCUCGGGCAAGUUCCCCUUCAUCUCGCUGGCGCACAAGCGCAAGGAGAAGACGCGGCCCUACACGGGGGCCGAGCUCCGCAGCCUGGGCGCCAUCACCUGGGCCGUCCACGUGGAGGACCACAGCGCCGGGGCGGAGCUGGAGGGUCUGCUGGCCGUCUCCAACGAGCUCCUGGUGCUCCUGGACCAGGAGGCCAAGGCCGUGGUGUUCAACUGCUCCGUCCGCGACGUCAUCGGCUGGACCCUGGGCAGCCCGGCGUCCAUGAAGAUCUUCUACGAGCGGGGCGAGUGCGUGUCCCUGCGCUCCGUCAACAACAACACUGAGGACUUCCGCGACAUCGUCAAGCGCCUGGAGCUCCUGACGAAAGGUUGCGAGACCACGGAGAUGACCCUGCGGAGGAACGGGCUGGGCCAGCUGGGCUUCCACGUCAACUACGAGGGCAUCGUGGCGGAGGUGGAGCCCUACGGCUACGCCUGGCAGGCGGGGCUGCGGCAGGGCAGCCGUCUGGUGGAGAUCUGCAAGGUGGCCGUGGCCACGCUGUCCCACGAGCAGAUGAUCGACCUGCUGCGCACCUCCGUCACCGUCAGGGUGGUGAUCAUCCCGCCACACGAGGACUCCACGCCCCGCAGGGGCUGCUCGGAGCUCUUCCGCCUGCCCGUGGUGGAGUAUAAGAACAACACAGACGGCGUCCCCUUCGAGUACAAGUUCCCCUUCCGCAACAACAACAGCAAGUGGCAGCGCAGCCCGGCCGGCUCCCAGCAGCCCCUCUCCGCCUCCCCCCAGGGCCCCGGGGCCAGAGCCGUCAGCCUGGGGGGCAGCAUCGGCAAGGCCCCUCCCUCCGACAGGGCCGCCGCCAUCCCCCGCAGCGUGUCCAGCGACGGGCGCCCCCUCGACCCCAAAAGGUUCUCCCCCGGCUCUGAUAACUACGCGCUGGCCUCCUCCAUCGUGAUUGGCCGCUCCGGGCACAACCGUAACUCUCCCAGCAUCCUCUCCUACAGCGACAUGGGCCCCGUCAGCUCCGCCCACUGGAGGCAAAAGUCCAUGCCUGAGGGGUUCGGGGGAAACAGGAACUCCCCGCUGCCCGCGGACAGGCAGAGCGCCGGGGAAGGGGGCGGCAGCAGCGGAAAGUCCACGCCCAAUCGGCCGAGGGCUGAGGAAGGGGGCGUGGCCGGGGGCGGAGCCGACAGAACUCCUGCGGAGCCCCAGGUCGCCAAGCCUGCUGUGGCCCAACCCAGUGUACCUCGCAUUCACAGACAAGAGCAGGUCAUCCAUCUGUCCCCGAAUAAGAACAACCAGGCGGAGACGCCCUACUCCAGCCACUCCAGCAGCAACACGCUGUCCAGCACGGCGUCCAGCAGCGCCCACAGUGACGAGAAGUGGUACGAGAUCGGGGGCGGCGCGGGCGAGCGGCCCGACUCGGAGGUCAACGGCUUCGCCGCCGGCUACCUGCAGGGCGUGUCGGCGGACAGCGGCAUCGACGCCACCUCCUACGGGGCCCCGCUCGGCGGCUCGGGCCCCCUGCCCGCGGCUGGCCCGUCGGGCCCCAGGGACAAAGCCGCGUCCCCCUGGCGCAACCCUGAGGAAGGGGCCCGGGAGAGGUCCCCCCCGCCCGCCGAGUCCCCUGUACCACCCGGGAGCGCAGAGGGCCCCGCCAAGAGCCCCUCCGUGUACCCCCUGGGCCGAGACGGCAGCUCCUACAGCCUCAGCGACGCCGCCUCCCACUCCAGCACCCUCAGCUCCAGGCACUCUGCGAGUCCGGUGGUCCUGAGCUCCAGCCGAAGCUCCCCUCGGGACGAGUCGCCCUCCGCCACCUCGCCAACCUCCCAGACCUCGCUCUCUCCCGGGCCCAAGUCCUUCUACCCUCGCCAGGGCGCCACCAGCAAAUACCUGAUUGGCUGGAGGAAACCGGGGAGCAGCAUCAACUCCGUGGGCUUCGGAGAGACUCGCAAGAGGCACCAGAGCGAUGGGCCGGAGUGCAGGCAGCCCCAGCUCACAGCCACCAUGAGGGACCUGCAGUCCCCACAGCGCCUCACCAAGUCCACCGUGGAGGAGGACCUGAAGAAGCUCAUCGCCCUGGACAGCCCCCCGCCCGUCAGCAACGAGCACAAGCCCUCCUUCUCUAGCUCCGCCCCGAGCCGGCGCUCGCUGCACCGCACCCUAUCGGACGAGAGCAUCUACAGCGGGCAGCGUGACCCGUCGUUCAGGGCGGAGCCCGCCCUGCCCAGCGAGGCUCUCUUCAGCUGCUCCACCGUGCCUCGCUCGCCCACGGUCCGGAACAUACCGCUGCGCCGGCCCAACUACGCCCUGGGAGCCAAGCUGCACGGCGACCUCUCGGCCUCGGACACCUCCCUGUCGGAGCUGCAGGACAGGCAGAGGCAGCCGCUGCAGGACCCGGGGCUCAUGCCCCUCCCGGACACAGACGACAGCGGCCUGGACUGGUGCCACCUAGUGGACGCAGCCAAGGCCUUUGAGGUCCAGAGAGCCUCCCUCUUAGCUGUUACAGAUGUGAACCACAGGCCAGAGAGUGUGGACUCCAACUCCCAGCAUGCCGAGCCCCAGGCCAGCCCGCAGCCCCGCCCCUCCCUUGGUGAGGUCCCUGCAGGUCUGAUGGGGAAGGUCAGUCAGCUGGAGUCCAUGGUGAGGCUGCUGCAGGAGGAUCUGAAGAAGGAAAAGGAGGACAAGACCAUGCUGCAGGCCCAGAUCCAGAGCCUGAGGGAAGACAACCAGAGGCUGCAGGAGGAGUCCCAGAACGCCUCAGCCAAGCUGAAGAAGUUCACGGAGUGGGUCUUCAACACCAUCGACAUGAACUGAGCCGGCUUCGCCCGCCAUAUCCUCCUCCUCCCCCCCCUCCUCCUCCUCCUCCUUCUGAGGGACCAGCGUACGCCUGAAGACAUUCCAGCCAUCCCCGGUUACCACGGCUCGUUCAGCCUCCCCCCUUCCCUUCCUUCCGACGAGGAGUCUGCCCCGGUCUGCCGGUCGCACCAGGCCGACCCUGACCCCACCCCCGCCCUCCAACUCCGUUUCUUAAUUUCCUGUUGUUGUUUGAAGGACCGUUCUGCGGGAGACCUCCGCUGUCCUCCCGCCGUUGUCAUUCCUCACGUGUGCAGCCCGUUCCCGGGCAGAUGGUAUCGGCGGUGUUAAAGCGAUACCCGCUCUGUUACUCCUGGUGCCUGUGCAGCUGGGGCGGUAGGUGCGCUCGCUCUCUCGCGGGUGUAGCAGGGCGAGCGGGGCUCCGAACCGCUCCCCAUCUGCCGUUAUCGCUUUGAGAACCGCACGGUUGCAGAUGAGACGAGGUCCGUCGGGUCCUGGUGCGGACAGAUGUUCGGGAACGACCUAGUCGACGGUCAGAAGCGAAAGGGGGGGUGUCUUUCCUCUUCUCGCCCAGACUGGCUUACUCUCCGAUAAAACGGGCAGUUGGCUUGUCCGUACACGCCUGACAACCUCCCCCGCGUCCACAGCCUCUGGGUUCCAGCAACAUUUUAAAUACGGUUUAUUAAUGUAUAUUUGUUUUAGCGAUCGAUCCACAUGAACGCGAGAAAUACGCAAAGCGCUUUCUGAGACGUGCUUGAAGGGGACUGAAUGGGAGAGAUGUUUUGGCUAACCUCAAACCCCAAUGCGUCUUUUUGUUGGGGUGACUUGGCCAGUGCGAGUGCUACAGUGGCUGAAAUGUCUGGUGUGUAAUGGAUAAUAUUUCCCAGAAUGCCUUUGGCUUCUCAAGCAGCGUGUUAAUAUUUCGGUUCAUAUUUCAUUUUGAAGUGAGGGAAAAAAAUACAUUGUUUGGAGUGCCAUAACAUGUUAAUAAGCAAGUGUUUGUAGGUCAUUGAAUAGUACAAAUCUUUCAAAGCAAGAGAAAUGAGCUUCUAGUUUUUGUUUUUUUGUUAAGUAAAAAAGGAAAGUUAGAGUCCUUUGUUAAAUACUUACGUUGUGCUCGUUUCUAAUAAAACGGUUGACCACUUCAAAUAAAGUGAUCUGACACCAUGAGUUUGUGAAAUCAUGUACUGAAGUGACUGAGGCUAGUCAUCCUUUGUCCUAAUAACUUUUGGAAUAUGCAUUUAAAAUAUAUGGGAAAUUGAUAUGUGGAGUUUAGUUUGGUUAAUUUAUUUUUCUAAUAAUAGAAAAUAUGCACACAACAUAAUGUGUAAAGUUACAGCAUAUAGGUUAUAUAAUGUAGGAAGACCAUUCCUAUGACUAAAGUAACCUUUCUGGUGUUAUUUCAUCACUGUUAUUGUGCUAAUGCCUGCUAUGUUUUUAUUGUCUUAAAAGAUUGCAGUCUUUGUGCCAUUUUAUAUCUUUCUUUAGCUACAGUGCCAUCUAUUGGUCUAAACGAUAUAAGACUGAAGAAAUCAAUCUUUCUAAUACAAAUCACAAACGCAUUCACAAACCACAGGUGGUCAUAUAUAUUUUUGAACUGGCCUUUAAUUUGUCGAGCCAGCUCCGAACUGAAUGUUAUGACAGCGAAGGAAUAACGUGCUUAUGUGUAUGACCGUGAAGUAGGCUUAUUUACUCUAGAGCAGGUCACGUUCUGGCUGCUAGCCACGAGGGAGCUAUCGCCGCUACGCUGUAACUGCAGGGUGAGAAAAUGGUAUUGUCCUUUUGAAAGAUGAGUCCCCUUUCUGGGGUUAAAAUGCAAAUGGCGUAGUAUGUUAUGCGCAGCAAAACCAUGGUUGACCACCAGCGCCUUGCUCCCCAGAGGAUGCGGCUGCUUCAGCGAACGAUGGGCCACAGCUUGCCGUUUCUUCACGAAGCGGCCAUUACGCGUUGUGCUGACGCAGAGAACAGCCAGGUUGGGCAGCGGAAGAAAGGAGGGAGAGACUGUGUACUCAGGGGGGGGGAUGAUUCAUCGUACAAGCCAGCAGUACGAUGUCCUUCAAUACAUCUUCGAGACAAACAAGUCUUCUGCAGAGUGAAGACGUAGCUGUUCCUGUCGUACCUGAAUAUAAUGAAAAAAUGUUUUUGAGGUCAUAGACCAAAUAUGUAUGUAAGCCUAUCAUUUCUGACUAGUGGGGAAAUUAAUACCGUAGUCAGUAGAUGAUUGAUUUUCAAUUGGCUGUAAUAAUCUAGACUGCUUUCUUAGGCGAGACGAAUUGUAGAAGAGGCGAAGCUUGUACGUUUGUGCACUUUCAGCAUAGACUGCAGCAUCCACCAGUACGGCGAUUAGAAUUCCAGUUACAACGGAUCAUAUUGGGCAGAGAAAAGACCAGGCUGUUUUAAGCGAGGCUGUGAUUAUUGGUUCUAUUCUAGGAAUCGUUUGAAGUUUUUAAAAAAUAUUAUUAUUAUUAUUAUUAUUAUUAUAAA